Molecule: messenger RNA, 1897 nt
Organism: Macrobrachium nipponense
Lineage: Eukaryota; Metazoa; Arthropoda; Malacostraca; Decapoda; Palaemonidae
Product: low-density lipoprotein receptor-related protein 2-like
Exons: 14
Coding region: 65-1897 (610 amino acids)
Cellular component (GO): plasma membrane
Molecular function (GO): protein binding
Source: RefSeq, a predicted model, not a curated record
UCAGUCGAGUGCGCACCGUCAGGAAGGAAACUCUUCCAAAGGGUUAUUUAUACCCCGAACUCUGAUGUUAUUAGUCAUUACACUUUUUUAUAAAUCCAAACAAAUAUUAAAUCGUGCCUCGGUGGCUCGCGGAAGGAACAUGUUUCGAGCUGCUGUCUUGAGAUCACUUUUUCUCGUGUCUAUCGUGUCAUACUACUACCACUCAUCAGGGGCACGCGCAUCUCCUCGCUGGACAGAUGUCAAGGUCACUGGUAACUUACCAUAUGAGAAAGUAUCCCAUCGGCUUCGGCGCCAGGUAGUUACUCCAUCAGGCAAACAAGAUGGACAAGGAUGCGUCGGGGAUGAUCAGUUUACAUGUCUUGGAGGAGGUAUCAUUUGUGCAGAUCAGCGAUGUGAUGGCCACCCUGACUGUAAGGAAAAAGAUGAUGAAGACGGCUGCGAUUGCAUGGAAACCCAAUUCCGGUGUGAUGGUGCCAAAUGUAUAGAAAAGUCACAGGUAUGUGAUAGGGUGAAAGAUUGUGGGGAUAACAGUGAUGAAGAGGAUUGUCCCACAUCAUCUUUACCCUACACUACAUCAUCAGUGUCUUCAGUUCACUGUCGUGAUGACCAGGCACCAGCAUUGUGUGAAGAUGGUAAAACAUACGCUUGCUAUUGUGAUGGUAUAGUUGAUUGUGAAUAUGGAGAAGAUGAAGUACCCAGCAGGUGCUCAGGUCAAGGUUGUAUUGGAGAUACCUUUGAAUGUGACUCGGGACAAUGCAUUUCAAAUAGCAAGAAAUGUGAUGGUGUGCAAGAUUGCUUGGAUGGUUUUGAUGAAAUUGGAUGUCCAUCUCUUUCAACACCACAAGCUUCGACCACUACACUUGAAACCACAUCUUCCGUUGUUCCAUCUUCACCCAGAAAUCCUACAUCUACCCUGUCAACAACAACCCAUCCUGUAAACCCUUCAACUCUACCUAUGAGUGGAUAUUCUUCACCCGCAAGUAUUUCAAGUGGUUCUUCUGCAUUUGCAGCCACCACUAUUACAUACUCAACUACAGCCUUGACAUCUGCAGUCUCAUCCACCAAUCCAACUGCAACUUCUACUAGCAAUCCAGCAGUUACAACUCAUACAACAUCUUCAUCAACUAUUACUUCAGUUCCAGCCACCACUAUUACAUACUCAACUACAACCUUGACAUCUGCAGUCUCUUCCACAAAUCCAACUGCAACUUCUACUAGCAAUCCAGCAGUUACAACUUAUACAGCAGCGUCUUCAUCAACUAUUACUUCAGUUCCAGCCACCACUACGACACACUCAACUGCAACCUUGACAUCUGCAAUCUCUUCCAAAAAUCCAGCUGCAGCUUCUACUAGCAAUCCAGCAGUUACAACUUAUACAACAGCAUCUUCAUCAACUAUUACUUCAGUUCCAGGAAAUUGUGGACCAUAUUCAUGGCGAUGUCGUGAUAGUUCUUGCAUACCAGAUGUCAAUCGCUGUGAUGGCUUAGGCCAUUGCCCUGAUAACUCUGAUGAAGAAGGAUGUUCAACCGAUAAUUGUGGACCAUAUUCAUGGCAAUGUCGUGAUAGUUCUUGCAUACCGGAGGUCAAUCGCUGUGAUGGAAUAGGCCAGUGCCCUGAUAACUCUGAUGAAGAAGGAUGUUCAGCUGGUAAUUGUGAACCGCAUUCAUGGCGAUGUCGUGAUGGUUCUUGCAUACCAAAGGUCAGUCGCUGUGAUGGCGUACCCCAUUGUCCCGAUAACUCUGAUGAAGAAGGAUGUUCACCAGGUAAUUGUGGACCAUGUUCAUGGCGAUGUCUUGAUAGUUCUUGCAUACCGGAGGUCAAUCGCUGUGAUGGUGUAGCCCAUUGCCCUGAUAACUCUGAUGAAGAAGGAUGUUCAACAGGGUUGUUUUCAGUUUAG